Synchiropus splendidus (mandarinfish) is the source of this 641-nucleotide messenger RNA. Its product is annotated as TBC1 domain family member 14-like. Gene Ontology annotation, molecular function: GTPase activator activity. The transcript has 5 exons. Lineage: Eukaryota; Metazoa; Chordata; Actinopteri; Syngnathiformes; Callionymidae. Gene Ontology annotation, biological process: activation of GTPase activity. The coding region runs from base 30 to 641 and encodes 203 amino acids. The record is from RefSeq and is a predicted model, not a curated record.
CUGAACGGGCCGGAAGCCUCGGUCGGACCAUGAGGAGGAGCUCCACGCUCAGGCGGCGCAGCGGAGCCGCGUGCUUUGACGAGUUCGGCUUCGCAGUGACCAGCAGGAAGCAGCGGAAGCUUCAGCACAGGUGUCACCAUUACAGUGCCCCGCAGAUGAGCCCGGCCAGGGUCAAGGAGCUGUGUGAGCUGCUCACCUGCUGGAAUGGCUCCAGCUUCAUCUGCAGGAGCCAGGUCGAGCGCUUCAUCCGGAUGGGUGUCCCCGCAAGCCUCCGGGGCCGGGUGUGGAAGUGUCUUCUGAACACGGACGGCCUGAGGGAGAGCAGCCGCUUCAGUUAUCAGAGAUGCCUGCUGGAGGUGCGGGAGCGCCUGGUGGACCUGGGCAUCAGCGAGUACAGCGUCUUAUCUGCCAUCGCCACGCUGAGCGACGCUCAGAACCUCCCGCCGUCGGCCUGCGACCACGAGGACCACAUCGCUCUGUUCCGGCAGGUGGCUCUGGACCUACAGCGCUCCUUUCCCAGCCACCGUUCUCUCAUGGGCGACAGUCCGGAAGCCAUCGAGGGUCAGGCCAAGCUCUUCCGGGUUCUCAUUGCCUACGCCAAGUACAACCCGCGGGUCGGCUACAGCCAAGGUACCGAGUGA